Molecule: messenger RNA, 1757 nt
Organism: Cuscuta campestris
Lineage: Eukaryota; Viridiplantae; Streptophyta; Magnoliopsida; Solanales; Convolvulaceae
Source: the annotation of a GenBank genome assembly
AUCAAAGUUUACCAAUUUUUAUCUAAAACUUGGCUGGCACGAACUACACCAACGGCCUGCGAGCCUGGGAAAAUUGGGCUUCUGGUGGCGGCGAAGGCAAAUGCGGCCCAAAGGCUCUCAUAACGUGGCGACUGGCAAUCCACAAAACCCUCUCAAAACCUCCUCCAAUUUCAGGCGUUCCUGCAUCUUCCUCCCGGCGUGCGACUGACCGAGAAUCUCAGAUCUCCGGAGAUGAGGAGGCUUCAUGGAAUCUCCGCCGCAUUCCAAUCCGCCAAGGUCUUUGCCACCGUCACAGCGCGAAACACGGAGCACCGGCUGAUCCAGUCGGCUCUCUACAGCACCCGCAACAGUUCAUCCUCCAUGUCGCACAUCUUCUCCAAUAAUAAGCACGAUGAUCAGUCCUACCGUCCCUCUGCCAACGUCGUAUCCGGAACAGUGCUUUUCUCCGUCGCCGCUUCAACGCUGGCCAAAGAGGCUCACGCCAAAGAGCCGAUCCCGCCUAACUUUCGCCCCAAUGAUGUAGUUCUGUACCAGUACGAAGCCUGCCCCUUCUGCAACAAGGUCAAAGCAUUCCUUGACUACUAUGACAUUCCAUACAAAAUUGUGGAGGUUAACCCCCUUAGCAAAAAAGAAAUCAAGUGGUCUGAUUACAAGAAAGUGCCCAUAUUGAUGGUUGAUGGCACACAAAUGGUGGAUUCAUCAGACAUAAUUGAUAAGCUGUCUCAAAAGGUUCGGCCAAAUAUUGGUAAUAAGUCUACUUCAAACAAUGAUGAAGAGAACAAGUGGCGCAAGUGGGUGGAUAAUCACUUGGUGCACAUCUUAUCUCCAAAUAUAUAUAGAAGUGCUUCUGAAGCUUUGGAAUCAUUUGACUACAUCACCACUCAAGGCAAUUUCAGCUUUUAUGAGAGAACGGUGGCAAAGUAUGCAGGAGCUGCAGCUAUGUAUUUCGUAUCCAAAAAUUUGAAGAAAAAAUACAACAUCACCGAUGAGCGUGCAUCAUUGUAUGAAGCUGCAGAGACGUGGGUUGAUGCUUUGAACGGCCGUGAUUUUCUAGGCGGGUCUAAACCUAAUUUGGCUGAUCUUGCCGUAUUCGGUGUGUUGAGACCUAUCCGGUACUUGAAAUCGGGUAAAGACAUGGUGGAGAACACACGCAUCGGCAGUUGGUACUCUAGGAUGGAAAGUGCGGUCGGGCAACCUUCCAAGGUUCAGGCUUAGCUUUGCGCCUCACCCCUCUAUGCCGUGCUCCGACGAGCCCCAAUACAAGUUGCAUUAACAAUAUUUUGUUGCAAAUUUUGAGAUACAGAACCAAUAUCUUUAUUGUUUCUUUCCUGCAAAUAAUACAUGGAGACUGAUACUUUUUCACCACCCUAUCACUCACGGCAAGAGCGUGAUGUUAUAAAUGUAUGUAGUAGUUUCAAAUCAGGUUUUGCUUUGAUUUAGGGUUAGUUGGUUGGUAUCACAUGGGGCAGGGCAGGGCAGGGCAAGGCAAGAAGAGACAAUUGGAGUAGUUGGGUGGGGGUUCUUCACGGGGGUGGACAGUAUGCAUUUAAAAUGCCGUGGGACGUGAGGACUUAAACAACACACACUUGUUACUACUAGCGGGGGACCCCUUCAAAUAUACGCUAUCCCUUCCAUUUUACAACGUCUAGUUUGACUUGUGUACAUUUUUUUGUUGCAAUAAUGUUCACAUUUUAAUGCUCUCUUAAACUCAGUUUUGUUACGAUUGACAUUUAUUUGAAUAAUGCGGUGGUUUGGCU